Molecule: messenger RNA, 3251 nt
Organism: Epinephelus fuscoguttatus (brown-marbled grouper)
Lineage: Eukaryota; Metazoa; Chordata; Actinopteri; Perciformes; Serranidae
Gene: grhl1
Product: grainyhead-like transcription factor 1
Exons: 16
Coding region: 137-1987 (616 amino acids)
Biological process (GO): regulation of transcription by RNA polymerase II
Cellular component (GO): nucleus
Molecular function (GO): DNA-binding transcription activator activity, RNA polymerase II-specific; RNA polymerase II cis-regulatory region sequence-specific DNA binding
Source: RefSeq, a predicted model, not a curated record
AAACCCGUUCUCUCAGUCGGGGACACCUUGUUUGUUGCCGCGGCCCUCAUCCAGCGUUAGCGGCGGAGUUUACCACGGUAAAGAAGACGGAUCGGAUUUUCAGUACCAACUAGAAAGUCCAGUUCGACCGACCGAGAUGUCACAGGAGCAUGACAAUAAACGUGCGGUCCUGGUUCUCCAGAACGAGCCAGGCUACGGCGGCCAGCGUCGCUCCUUCACCACAGAGGAUGAAGCUUGGAAAUCCUUCCUGGAGAACCCGCUGACGGCUGCCACCAAGGCCAUGAUGAGCAUAAACGGAGACGAGGACAGCGCCGCAGCUCUUGGCCUGCUCUACGACUACUAUAAGGUGCCCAGGGAAAAGAGAACAAUAACCCAGAACAAGCCAGAAGCCUUGGUCUGUGAUGUGGAUCCCAACAAAAGACACCAGAUCCAGGCUGGACACUCAUUAGCUCAACUUCAGGAAGCUGGAAUGGAGAACAGGAUCCAGGUCCUCAAGGGGCCCUUCAAUAUCCUGCAGCUGGCCCAGGAAAAGAGGGCCCAGUUCCCCUCACCAGACACGACCGUCACUGUUUCCAUCGCCGCCGUGCCAAACUACCCGCCCGUCAAGACAGAGGUGCCCACCCACGGCUUCUCAGUGACCGUGCCAAACGACUGUGCCGAAACCGACGGCCACGUGAGCGUCUUUGACCGCCAGCUUGCCCACAAUGCGGUUCAGUUCAGCCCCAGCACCCAAUCCCGCACGCCCCCCGACUCCACCUUCUCCGAGAGUUACAAGGAUGGUUCCCAGGAGGUGUUUUCCUUCCCAGGGGAUCUCCAGUUACGUAUGGCCUCCAUGGCGCCUGAGGACUACACUCAGUUUGACACUGUGCCGGGGAAUAACUUCGAGUACACUCUUGAGGCGUCCAAGUCUCUGCGUCAGAAGACAGGUGACGGGACGAUGACGUAUCUCAACAAGGGCCAGUUUUACCCCAUUACCCUCAGGGAGGCUGACACCAAAGGCAUUCAGCAACCCAUCACCAAAGUCAGGAGUGUAGUGAUGGUGGUGUUCGGAGAGGAGAAGUGCAGAGAUGAUCAGCUGAAACACUGGAAGUACUGGCACUCCAGACAGCACACUGCCAAACAGAGGUGUCUGGAUAUCGCUGACUACAAGGAGAGCUUCAACACCAUUGGAAACAUUGAGGAGAUCUCCUAUAACGCCAUUUCCUUCACCUGGGACACCAAUGAGGAGGCCAAAAUCUUCAUCUCUGUCAACUGUCUGAGCACUGACUUCUCCUCCCAGAAGGGCGUGAAGGGUCUCCCUCUGAACCUGCAGAUCGACACCUACAGCUACAACAACCGCAGCAACAAGCCCAUCCACCGUGCCUACUGCCAGAUCAAAGUCUUCUGUGACAAGGGAGCCGAGAGGAAGAUCAGAGAUGAGGAGAGGAAGCAGUCCCGCAGGAAAGGGAAGGUCGCCGAUCUCAACCCCAGCCUGGCCUUCGUGGACGUCAAAGUUCCCAUCCUCCAGAAACGCAACGACGUGACCAUCUUCAAGAUGAUGACCGACCACGAGACCCAGCCUGUCCUCUUCAUUCCUGAUAUCCACUUCUCUACCUUCCAGCGCCAUCCUUACUCGCAAGAAGAUGCAGAGGACAGCUCGGGCAUGAAGAGAUUACCCUUCAGUGACGAUGAGUUCGGUUCGCCCCCAAACAAGAUGGCGAGAGCGGAGGAGCCAAAGAAAGUCCUGCUGUACGUGCGCAAGGAGACGGAGGAGGUGUUUGAUGCCCUCAUGCUGAAGAAUCCCACGCUGAAAGGCCUGGUGGAAGCUAUUUCAGAGAAGUACGAACUACCUUUGGAAAAGGUUGGAAAGGUCUACAAGAAGUGCAAGAAAGGGAUCCUAGUCCACAUGGACGACAAUAUCAUCAAACACUACUCCAACGAAGACACCUUCCAGAUCACCAUGGAGGAGCUGGGCGGCAUGUACAAACUCACCCUCACUGAAAUCUGAUUGGAUGGUGCGAGGUGACAUCACCUAGACCAGAGGGAUGGAGGACUUAUGACAUGCAGCUGUCAGGAGUAGUGGUUUACACGUCUAACUACGCAGUGAUUAUGGACUUUAUCUGAAACUUAAAUCAUGUUGUCUUUGUGCUGUAUUAAUGUCAAACAGAUUUUUAAAGUCCCACAGGAGGUAUUUUAAAAAAAAGCCAUAGCUCUUAAUAGACAGCAGUGCUAAUUAGAUAUGUAAGCUAUACAUUUUAAUUCAUUUUAAAAACUUUUUUUUUAAUGUAUACAAAUCAACGAGUGAGGACAGACUUGAUUGUUGUGACACCUUCUCAGUAAGUCGCAGAAAAUAGCGCCCACUUUUGUAAAUUUUUGGGCAGAGCAUUUGUGGUGCUGCUAUACCUCAUGCUAUGCUAGCAGCAGUGUUUCUUGUUCUGAGGAGAAACGGCCCAUGUUCCUAAAGCCAUAGCACUGAUGAUUACAAUUCGUAAAGUUGGGUAUUUAGCGCACAAAAUAAAGACAGCAAAUUGUUGAUGGAGCCCGAGAGGUUCAGUGUAUUAAAACUAAACAACAUGGCAGUAUUUAGUGUGUAAAACUCUCUUUAAACAUCAUACAGUUAGGGUAGAAUAUUGUAAAUGUUUGUUGUAUUUUUUUUAGCAUAGGAUACAUGUUUGUGAAUGAAAUUACCUUUUUUGUCAGAUUGAUUUAAAUGAUGGCCUUUUUUGUAAGUAUUAAAUAGUCACUAAAUGUAUUGAUAAUAAUUUUAAAACACCCCUUACCUGUAGAGUAGUUUUCUGAAUGUCGAUGAAAUAGGUCAAUGAAUGUCUAGUCCAGUCCAUGCAGGCUGUUCUGGAAGUGCAAUAUGAUAUUUAGGUUCAGACACAUUCAGAAAAGAAAUCUCCUCUAUUGCCAUAACUAAAGUAUAUAAUACAUAUUAACAGAUAAACAUUUUUUUUGGAAAUAUUGUUGUAUAUAUCCACUGAAAAAAUGGAUCUAUAUGAUCCCUCUUUUGUAUCUCAGUACUUAUUGUGUAUAUAUUUAUUAAAAGAAAGGAUGUGGGUCAUUGUUGUUGUUGUUUUGGUUUUUUUUUUACCAUAUAUAUCCAAAUUUCUGUUAUUCCUAUUAAUAUAAUGUUUUUUUUCUUUUUAUAUGAAGUUAUUCUAACAUUACAUGUCAAGGGACAAAAAGUAAUUAACAUGUUUUUAACUGAUGUUUUUUGUUUUGUAAAAGACUUGAUGCACAAAGUGCCCAAUAAAGGCUCUCUAGCAGUG